CGGGUCUUGGGUUUUAGCCCUGGGCGCAGAGGUUUCUGGGAGCCAUGAGGUAUGAUGGCGUCUGUAUGAUCUCCUGAGGCGACUGCAUCGGAGCUCGGCCAAAGUGAGCGGCAGCAGGAAAGCAGACUCAUAAAAGAUGACAACAGCAGCUAGGCCAACUUUUGAACCUGCAAGAGGGGGGAGAGGAAAAGGAGAAGGUGAUUUGAGCCAACUCUCAAAGCAAUAUUCAAGCAGAGACCUACCCUCUCAUACAAAGAUAAAAUAUAGACAGACCACUCAGGAUGCCCCUGAAGAAGUUCGGAACCGUGACUUCAGGAGAGAGUUGGAAGAGAGAGAGAGAGCUGCUGCAAGAGAAAAAAACAGAGACCGGCCAACCCGAGAACAUACAACCUCCUCUUCAGUGUCAAAGAAGCCUCGGUUGGACCAGAUUCCCGCUGCCAACCUCGAUGCAGACGACCCUCUAACAGAUGAGGAAGAUGAAGAUGAAGAUUUUGAAGAGGAGAGUGAUGAUGAUGAUACUGCAGCUCUUCUUGCAGAGCUGGAAAAAAUUAAAAAAGAAAGAGCUGAAGAGCAGGCCAGGAAGGAACAAGAACAAAAGGCUGAAGAAGAAAGGAUUCGUAUGGAAAACAUUCUGAGUGGAAACCCUCUCCUUAAUCUCACUGGCCCAUCCCAGCCUCAGGCCAACUUCAAAGUUAAAAGAAGGUGGGAUGAUGAUGUGGUUUUCAAGAACUGUGCAAAAGGUGUAGAUGAUCAGAAGAAAGACAAAAGAUUUGUAAAUGAUACGCUGCGAUCUGAAUUUCACAAAAAGUUCAUGGAGAAAUAUAUUAAAUAGUACAGUUUUAUGUGCUUAAUUAAAGGCUAUAAAAUGUAAACAAUAUGACUUUAUUUUGGUUUUUUUGUUUUUCUCUUUCUCCCCCCGCAUCUAAAUUGUGUAUAGGCUUCCCUAAUUUUAAGUUCCAAAAUAUCUUUUCCUUUAUUGAUUCCUAACUUGAUAAGGACUGGGAAUUGGUUUAACCAAUUGCCAUCUCAAUAUUUCCAGUCAUAUGUUUUUCUUUUGAAUAUGGGAAAAGGAAUCUGCUUGUAAUAAAUAUUUUUAAUAAUCUGUGUCAAAUCUGUGUUCCCACCUUUUUUGUUGAAAUAUGUGCAGCUUAUAAAACAUUGCAUAUUUUCUUU
Messenger RNA from Balaenoptera acutorostrata (minke whale), 1173 nucleotides. RefSeq names its product CWC15 spliceosome associated protein homolog (gene CWC15). Gene Ontology annotation, biological process: mRNA cis splicing, via spliceosome. The record is from RefSeq and is a predicted model, not a curated record. The transcript has 7 exons. Gene Ontology annotation, molecular function: RNA binding. Gene Ontology annotation, cellular component: catalytic step 2 spliceosome. The coding region runs from base 137 to 832 and encodes 231 amino acids. NCBI's taxonomy places the organism in Eukaryota, Metazoa, Chordata, Mammalia, Artiodactyla, Balaenopteridae.